This is a messenger RNA of Leucoraja erinaceus (little skate), 3305 nucleotides long. Its product is annotated as kinesin-1 heavy chain. The record is from RefSeq and is a predicted model, not a curated record. Gene Ontology annotation, molecular function: microtubule motor activity; ATP binding; microtubule binding. The coding region runs from base 315 to 3290 and encodes 991 amino acids. NCBI's taxonomy places the organism in Eukaryota, Metazoa, Chordata, Chondrichthyes, Rajiformes, Rajidae. The transcript has 27 exons. Gene Ontology annotation, biological process: microtubule-based movement.
GCGCUGGUUGAGGGCGCGGUUACGUCACCUCCCCGGCGCUGGUUGAGGGCGAGGUGACGGCUGGGAAACGGGAGCUCGCUUGCUCGCCGGUUUCAUGGCGGCCAUGUCGGAUCGGAAGUGAAGUGAAGGAGACAAGCGAGAGCUGAAGGAAAAAUUACAGUAACCGGCCGCCAGGAACGGAAACCGCUUUCCCAUAGUUGGGAGAGAAGGACCAGCCAUCGAUAACGAGUGCGAAAGAAGCGGCGUUGGGGGGGAAAGUUUCGAUAUUUCGGAUGGUUUAACAUUUCCCCCCCCAAUACAAUAUAAAAGGGACAAUGGCGGAUCCGGCGGAGUGCAGCAUAAAAGUGAUGUGUCGAUUCAGGCCGCUGAAUGGUUCGGAAGUCCAACGCGGUGAUAAAUGUAUCUGCAAAUUUCAUGGGGAAGAAACGGUGGCGGUCGGGGGCAAAUCCUACAUGUAUGACCAUGUUUUUCCAUCAAAUUCAACGCAAGAGCAAGUAUACAAUGCCUGUGCAAAAAAUAUUGUCAAAGAUGUACUUGAUGGAUAUAAUGGUACAAUAUUUGCCUAUGGGCAAACGGCCUCUGGUAAAACUCACACAAUGGAGGGAACACUUCAUGAUUCUGAUUGUAUGGGAAUAAUUCCCAGAAUAGCCCAAGAUAUUUUUAAUUAUAUUUACUCCAUGGAUGAAAAUUUGGAAUUCCACAUCAAGGUUUCAUAUUUUGAAAUUUAUUUGGACAAGAUUAGGGAUCUUUUGGAUGUAUCCAAGACCAAUCUCUCUGUCCAUGAAGAUAAAAAUAGAGUACCUUAUGUGAAGGGUUGCACCGAACGUUUUGUUUGCAGUCCCGAAGAGGUCAUGGAUACAAUUGAUGAAGGAAAAUCCAACAGACAUGUAGCAGUUACAAAUAUGAAUGAACACAGCUCGCGUAGCCACAGUAUCUUUCAAAUUAAUGUCAAACAAGAAAACACUGCAACAGAACAGAAGCUAAGUGGCAAGCUUUACCUGGUUGACUUGGCAGGUAGUGAGAAGGUUAGUAAAACAGGAGCAGAAGGUGCAGUUUUAGAUGAAGCCAAGAAUAUCAACAAGUCUUUGUCAGCAUUGGGGAAUGUCAUUGCUUCUCUAGCAGAUUCAAGUGGAUAUGUACCGUACCGUGACAGCAAAAUGACAAGGAUUUUGCAGGAUUCACUGGGUGGUAACUGUCGAACUACAAUAGUUAUUUGCUGCUCUCCAUCAACCUAUAAUGAAGCAGAGACGAAAAGCACAUUGAUGUUUGGUCAAAGAGCCAAGACCAUUAAGAACACUGUGACAGUUAAUGUUGAGCUAACAGCAGAACAAUGGAAGAAAAAAUACGAGAGAGAAAAAGACAGGAACAAAACCUUGAGAAAUACUAUACAGUGGCUUGAAAAUGAGCUCAAUAGGUGGCGCAAAGGUGAGACUGUACCUAUGGAAGAACAGUAUGACAAAGAGAAAAACAAAGAAGCACUUGAGAUUGUUCUCACAAAUGACAAAAUAGAUGAAACUCCCACUGUCAAACUCACUGAUGCAGAAAAACUGAAGAUGGAUUCAGAUAUUUCCAAACUGUUCAAGCAGCUUGAUGAUAAGGAUGAGGAGAUCAACCAGCAGAGCCAGUUGGUAGAAAAACUUAAACAUCAAAUGUUGGACCAGGAAGAACUUCUGACAUCCACCAGACGAGAUCAAGAUAACAUGCAAUCAGAGCUGAAUCGCCUGCAGGCUGAGAAUGAUGCCUCCAAAGAGGAAGUGAAGGAGGUGUUGCAAGCUUUGGAAGAACUUGCAGUGAACUACGACCAGAAAUCACAAGAAGUUGAGGACAAGACGAGAGAAUUUGAGUUAUUAAGUGAUGAACUGGGUCAAAAAUCGGCUACGUUGACAUCAAUUGAUGCAGAGUUGCAAAAACUGAAGGAAAUGACCAAUCACCAAAAGAAACGAGUGACUGAAAUGAUGACUUCAUUGUUAAAGGAUCUUGCAGAAAUUGGAAUUGCAGUUGGAAACAAUGAUGUUAAGCCUGAAGGAAGUGGCCUCCUGGAUGAAGAAUUUACAGUGGCACGGUUGUACAUUAGUAAAAUGAAAUCUGAAGUGAAGACCAUGGUAAAACGCUGCAAGCAGUUGGAGGGUACGCAGGUCGAGAGUAACCAGAAAUUAGAAGAGAAUGAAAAGGAACUGGCAGCUUGUCAACUUCGUAUCUCCCAGCACGAGGCAAAGAUCAAGUCGCUCACUGAAUACUUGCAAAAUGUUGAGCACAAAAAGAGGUAUCUGGAAGAGUCUGUUGAUUCAUUGAAUGAAGAUUUGGUGAAGCUUCAAGCGCAAGAAAAAGUACAUGAAAUGGAAAAGGAGCACUUGAACAAAGUACAGACUGCAAAUGAAGUGAAGCAAGCUGUAGAGCAGCAAAUGCAGAGCCACCGUGAGACUCACCAAAAACAGAUCAGCAGUUUACGGGAUGAGAUCGAAAAGAAGGAGAAACUUAUCACUGACCUUCAAGAUCAAAAUCAGAAAAUGAUGCUGGAGCAGGAACGGCUACAAGUAGAGCAUGAAAAGCUAAAAAGUGUGGAUCAGGAGAAAAGUCGUAAAUUACAUGAAUUAACCAUUAUGCAGGAUCGGCGAGAGCAAGCUAGGCAGGACCUCAAAGGACUUGAAGAGACUGUGGCAAAAGAGCUCCAGACACUCCAUAAUCUUAGGAAGCUUUUUGUUCAAGACUUGGCCACGAGAGUCAAAAAGAGUGCUGAAAUGGAUUCUGACGAUACUGGUGGGAGCGCUGCACAGAAGCAAAAGAUCUCCUUUCUUGAAAACAACCUUGAACAGCUCACCAAGGUUCACAAACAGUUGGUACGAGACAAUGCAGACCUUCGAUGUGAGCUUCCCAAACUGGAGAAACGCCUCCGAGCUACAGCUGAAAGGGUCAAGGCUUUGGAGUCCGCAUUGAAGGAAGCGAAGGAGAAUGCAGCUCGAGAUCGUAAACGCUACCAGCAGGAAGUGGAUCGCAUCAAGGAAGCUGUGCGAGCAAAGAACAUGGCAAGGAGAGUGCACUCCGCACAGAUUGCUAAGCCCAUUCGUCCUGGUCAACCCCCAAUGGCAUCACCAACUCAUCCAAGUGCAAUUCGUGGGGGCGGUGGAUUCUUCCAGAACAGCCAAGCGGUCGCUGUACGUGGAGGUGGUGGAGGUGUAAAAUCAGAUAAGUUUGUCCCUGGAGGGGUGCCUAAUAAUGCUGAAAUUGGAGAUAUUGGGUUCUUGCCUACAUCUGUUAAAGAUGACCCGCGAGAUAUAAAUGAUAAUAGGUGAAUAUUUUUUUGAUUU